Messenger RNA from Portunus trituberculatus (swimming crab), 2564 nucleotides. Its product is annotated as AH receptor-interacting protein-like. The record is from RefSeq and is a predicted model, not a curated record. Bases 802 to 1770 code for a protein of 322 amino acids. Gene Ontology annotation, molecular function: peptidyl-prolyl cis-trans isomerase activity; protein binding. The transcript has 7 exons. NCBI's taxonomy places the organism in Eukaryota, Metazoa, Arthropoda, Malacostraca, Decapoda, Portunidae.
CACACACACACACACACACACACACACACACACACACACACACACACACACACACAAAACCCAGUUGGUCCGUGGUGGAAAGGGAUACCUAGUAGCAGGUUAACACUAUGUACAGUACUUGUGAAAUGUCAGUCUUGCACCAGUCUCUCUAUUAUAGGCAAAAUUAUUUUUUUGAUAGUUUUUGGCUUGCUUUGAAGUUUGAAUUAUUCUGCUUUUUUUUUUUUUUUUUAUCCCACAAAUCAUUAGUUCUUAUUUUUAACCAUCCACAACCACCAGUUGAAAAGUAUAGUGUUGCAGUAAAAAGAAAGCAGACAAAAAUCAAUCAAAAUUUAUCUGAAAAAAUAGUUUUAUCAUCACAAAUAAAAAAACAGCAGUAACACUCACUAGCAAUGUUCUUCUGAUAAGACUGGCGGCUGCCAGCUAGUUGUCACACACCACGUACAACCAAGCUGACAAAAAUAAUCAAACUAAUAUAUGACUUAACAUAUUGUUGUUGAAAGUGUAUUAUAAAGGUUAGGCUUGGCAGAUGAUUUUGGAGAGAGAGAGAGAGAGAGAGAGAGAGAGGUGGGAGUGUUAUUCCAUGUAACCUGACCAAACAAAAUAUUCACAGAUUACAAGUUAUCUUUCUUUGGAAGGUCAUACAAAUUUUCAGUCAGAAUGCUGAAGUCAUGCCUGAUCCCCUGUGUAACCAAGACAACUCUUCCACAUGAAGCUGCCAUCCAGAGACUUCCACAUCAGUAGACCACACUGGGUAUGACUCAGUAGGAGCAAGAAGAAUCUAGUCAGAGUUAAGAGAGAGAAAUGGAUGAAAAACUAAUUAAGAAAGAAGUUUUGCAUCAAGGAAAGGGAAAUACUGAUUAUGCUGAUGGAACUAAGAUAUCAUUCCACAUCAAGACGGAAACAUGUGAUGAGGAGCCAAAAGUCAUCGAUGACAGCCAGCAGUGGAAGGAGCCUGCUGAACUUCUGCUAGGGAAGAAGUUCAAACUAGAAGCCUUGGAAGCAUGUAUUCGCACAAUGGCAUCUGGGGAGGUAGCUGCUUUCACCAUAGACAAAGUGCUGCUGGCACCAUAUCCUCUGGUAUCCAAGACCCUGCGCGAUGCUUACAGUAAGAACAAGAUAAAUAAAGAAAAGAAGCCACACCACUGCUGUGGAAUGGGGUUCAAAGAGGGUCUUGGAUAUCCAGACCUAGACGAACUGGUGAAAACGCCCAAAGACCUGAAGUUCACUAUAGAAGUGGUGAAUGUUGCAAGAGCUGGUUCCUAUGAAAAGGAAUUCUGGGCCAUGACAGAGGAAGAGCGAAUAAGCAGCAUUCCAGCUUUAAAGGAAGAAGGCAAUGCUCUAUACAAAACUGGUGAUUAUGAAGGUGCCAGCAAGAAAUACUCUGAAGGUCUUGGAAGACUAGAGCAACUCAUGCUGAGAGAGAAGCCUGGUGAUGAAGAAUGGCUUAAAUUGAAUGACAUGAAGAUGCCUCUCCUCCUGAACUAUUCUCAGUGCCAAAUCCUCCAAGGAGAAUUUUACAGUGCCAUAGAACAUUGCUCUACUGUCCUAGAAAAGCAACCAGAUAAUGUCAAAGCUCUGUACCGACGAGGACGAGCGUAUGUGGAAGUCUUCAGUCCCACCGAGGCUCGAAGAGAUUUAGAAAAGGCAGCCAAACUUGAUGCCAGUAUUGCUCACAGUUGCCGCAGUCUGCUGUCACAGCUGGCCAAGAUGGAGGUAGAGAAAAACAACCAAGACAAGGCUGCAUACAGUAAGCUCUUCACCUCAUCUUAACACUCUGCCAGUCUAUGUUGGCAACCAUGGAUUCCCAUACCCCUCUAUCUUGUGUUGUUUGUAAUAUACAUGCGGCUCUUCUUCCACCUUCUACUUUUCUUCCUGUUCCAUCCAUGUACUUCUCCUUUUCUCUGCCUCUUGCUCUGCUACUUGGGAUUCUUCCUGUUAAGCUAAAGUCCUCUAUUUUUCCUCUUCUCAUCACAUAUUCUAUAAAUCUCACCUGACUUACUUAUUCAUGACAGUGUGAUAUUUCAUCCCUUCAUUAUUAGUUCUCUUCCUCUACCCAUUCUCAGCACUUCACAUUCUUCUCAGCAUUCAAUAUUCUUUCUGUCCAAGAUGUUUUCAAGAGCCAUCACCAACACCACAUUUCAAAUGCUUCUAUCCUCUUCAUCUGUUUAUUCAACAUCCAGGCUUCUUAUGCAUACAGCAGCACUGACCAUAUGUGUGUUUUGACUACUCUGCAUCUUGUGUUUAUUGAUAUACGUCUGUUGGUAAUUACGUUUCUCAUCUUCUGAAAUCCUGUUUUUGCUUCACAUAUUCUUUUUUUUUUUUUUUCCUCUAUACAUCUUUUAUCUUUUGUUAUGUAGCCUCCCACGAAGCAAAAUCUUCUCACUUGUUUAAUAAUUUUGUUGUUCACUCUUACAUUCCACCUUGGAACCUAUAACUUGUUACUUAUCAGCAUCACUUCUGUGUAUCUGUGUUGAUUGUUAGACCUUUUGUUUCACUUGCCUCCUUUACUGUUGUUCUAAUAUCCUGUAAUUUAUCUUGUGAAUUAGCAAUCAAAAUCGUAUCAU